This is a messenger RNA of Acipenser ruthenus (sterlet), 1032 nucleotides long. RefSeq names its product E3 ubiquitin-protein ligase TRIM47-like. The transcript has 3 exons. Gene Ontology annotation, molecular function: zinc ion binding. The record is from RefSeq and is a predicted model, not a curated record. NCBI's taxonomy places the organism in Eukaryota, Metazoa, Chordata, Actinopteri, Acipenseriformes, Acipenseridae. The annotation marks the transcript as partial.
CCCAUCCCUGUCUCUGUAUCAUUUCAACAGAAACAGCAGAACCAGAGCUUUACACAACUCCAGGAAAUUAGCACAGUGAAGUUUCUGUUGUGAAAUCGUCAGUCUCUGUGUCUCGCUGCACCAAGAAUGGCUUCAAACUUGUGGUCAGAGGAUCAGUCUAGUUGUUCAGUGUGUCUGGAGAUAUUGAAGGACCCAGUCACUAUUCCAUGUGGACACAGUUACUGUAUGGGGUGUAUUAAGAACUGCUGGGAUCAGACUGAUCAUACAGGUGUCUACAGCUGCCCCCAGUGCAGGGAGACCUUUACCCCAAGGCCUGUUUUGUGCAGAAACACCAUGCUGGCUGAAGAUGCUGGAGAAUUCAAAAAGAGAAGGCUCAAUCCUCCUCCUGCUCACAGUUAUGCUGGACCUGGAGAUGUGCCGUGUGAUUUCUGCACUGGGAGAAAGUUCAAAGCUGUGAAAUCCUGUUUGACGUGCCUGGCCUCUUACUGUGAAACACACAUCAAGCCACACAGUGAGGUUACUCCAUUAAAGAGGCACAAGCUGAUCAAUGCAAUUGGAGAUCUGGAGCAGAAGCUUUGUGCUGAACACCAACGAUUAUGUGAGGUAUUUUGUAGAACUGAUCACAUGUUUAUUUGCUGCUUGUGUGCAGACAAGAAACACAAGAGCCAUGAUACAGUCUCAGCUGAGACAGAAAGGACUGGGAAACAGAAGCAGCUGGGAGAGACACAGACAGAAAUACAACAGAGAAUCCAGAAGAGACUGAAAGAAAUUGAGGAGCUGAAACAGACUGUGGAGUCACUGAAAAGAUCUGCACAGAGGGAAAUAAAGAUAACCAAGAAGAUCUUUACUGAGCUGAUCCGAUCCAUUGAGAAGAUCCACACUGAGGUUAUUGAGCUGAUUGGAGCUAACGAGAAGGCUGCAGUGAAUCAGGCUGAAGGACUCAUGAAGAAACUGGAGCAGGAGAUUGUUGAGCUAAGGAGGAGAAAUACUGAGCUGAAACAGCUUUCAGAGACAGAGGAUCACAUCCAUUUU